CUGCGUAAAUGAAGAAAGCAGUGAGAGCGGAAGUGUGAGGAGGAGGAGAAGACACAAAGGAGAAGGAUGUGAGUGGGGGCCGCGAGAGAGAACAGGGGGCCAGGAAGAAUGAAAGAAAGGUGGCCCUAUAGGAUGCUGCACGUGGCUGUAUGAUGGAAGGGAACGAGAAGGUGAACCGGCUUUGUGGCAAGUCUGUUGGAUGGCUUCAGAGGCAAGAGAAGGAUGCAGAGCCCUGGUUAUGGAAACUCUCAAACUGCUUCUCGGCUGUUGAUCAGGCGUUACCUGCUGCUGGAGAGACAUCGAAGGACCACAUGGCGAGCAGUAGGCCUACUGUGGCACUGAAAGAUAUACCACCACCUCCCCCACCCCCACUCCAACCUCGCACAACUAUCUUCCCACUCUCCAAAAUCCAACCUCCCCCCAUAAAGCCAAUCCAUCUUCAAACCGGACCCAAAGUAAGCUGUUGUGCACUCUGUUCUAAUGGCACCUCUUGCACAUCUGCUCUCCGUUUCAAUGGGAGUGGUUUCAUUCAGCCUAAACCGAUUCUGGACAAAAAUGUCCCUGGCACCAUUACCUGUCAGGUGGCCCCGGGUCUGCCCUUACCUCCUGAAAGCCCCUUCAAAAGAGUGGCUGCCUCAAAUGUGUGUAUGGAAAACCGUCUGUCUCCCUGCCACCUUCACCCUCCUCACUCGUUUCCCUGCUGUACGAAUGUGCAUUUAAACCAGUUUCACGGUGACCUCCACAAAUUUCGGCUUCCUGCCUUUGGGACUUCUCCUGGAUACUACCCUUACACUGACUUCACUAAGGGGCCUGCACUGCAUUUUAAAGAACGUCUUGCACAGUCUGAAAUGUUGUCACACUUUUGCACAAGUUCUCUCCAUCUGAAUCCUGCACCUUCUGUGUUUCUCAAAGGCUCUUCCUUCUGUGAAGUCUGCUUGGAAAAGCCCACAGGCAAUGGUGUAGCCGAUGCAAAUAAAAUAUGGCCUAAUAUUCCUCCUCCAAAUACCCAGACUGCCGCUCUACCUGUGUGCAAUGGCUGUGGCACCCAAGGAAAUGUGAAGGAGAGGGCGAUUCUACUGGCCAAGAACUUCUGCAAAGCAUCACAAAAAUAUGGAUCCCCAGAGUUGUCGCUUGCUGGACAGGUGCAGGAGAAUCUGCCACCGAUCGGUGUGUUCUGGGACAUAGAAAACUGCUCUGUUCCCAGUGGUCGCUCUGCGGUCAGUGUAGUGAAGCGGAUUCGAGAGCGACUUUUCAAAGGUCACCGGGAAGCGGAGUUCAUCUGUGUUUGUGAUAUCAGUAAAGAAAAUAAAGAAGUUAUUGAGGAACUGAAUAAUUGUCAGGUAACUGUUGCCCACAUUAAUGCCACAGCGAAGAAUGCUGCAGAUGACAAACUCAGACAGAGUUUAAGGAGGUUUGCAGACACGCACACGUCUCCAGCAACUGUGGUUUUGGUUUCCACUGAUGUUAAUUUUGCUCUGGAAAUAAGUGACCUGCGGCACCGCCAUGGUUUCCAUAUCAUAAUUGUACACAAGAACCAAGCCUCUGAAGCGUUGCUUCACCAUGCACACAAGCUCAUCCCCUUUGAAGAGUUUAUUUCUGACCUUCCUCCCAGGCUUCCUUUGAAACCACAGCAGUGCCAUACGCUCUUAUACGUGUAUAACUUGCCAACAAACAGAGAUGCAAAAAGUAUCAGUAACCGCCUCCGACGCCUUUCUGAUAACUGUGGAGGAAAAGUGAUGAGCUUAUCGGGCAGCAGCGCCAUUCUCCGCUUUAUCAAUCAAGAGAGUGCGGAGCGGGCUCAGAAACGCAUGGAGAACGAGGACGUUUUUGGCAACCGGAUCACUGUUUCCUUUGCACCUAAAAAUCGAGAGGUAACUGAAGUUAAGAAUGCUAGCUGCAACAAUGGGGACAAAUUGAAGUCGUCUCCCAAAAAAGUGAACAAGAAUACCAAGCUGUGCCUCGCUGUUAAAGAUCAACUCGACCCACCGUCAAACACCAAAGGCUCUGCAAACAAGGCUGCUCAAGGCAGAAACUCAAAUGUGAAAAGUCUGCAGGAGCUGUGCCAAAUGCAGUCCAAAGCAUCUAACAGGACGAAUGGAAACAGGACAAAUGGAAACCCUCAAGAUAAAGAGAAAAAGAAAAGUGGAGAUAAAUUAAAUUCUUUGUGUCAAAGUGGCAUUUCCAUUUCCAACCAUGUGUCAGUGGCCCCAAAAACUGUCGGAAAAGAAGAGAAAACCAUUAAAAGCAUUCAGAGACCGGAUGUCCCAGUUUCUGAAUCUCUUGUGGAGAAACCAGAGAAGGAAGAAACAUCUUUUCAAAUAAGUAAUCCAUCUGCUUUCAGCAAACUGGCAGGAUCUAGGCAACUUAGUCCUGCUAGAUCCUCUCAAAGUGGAUGGUCUUCAAGGAAUUUGUCCCCAAAUGUUUCCAACUGUUCGUCCCCCCUGCUGACUACUCACACUGGUGCUACGGACCCAUCUGCUGAUCCGUUUGCAAAUGGCGCUGAUAUUCAGAUUGGCAAUCUAGACUAUAGAAGAUCCAGAAAGGAGCUUCUGCAAACCUUGCGUGACAUAUUUUCCAGACAUGGGAAGUUAAAACAUAUCGAGCUCAGCCCUCACACAGACUAUCAAUUAAAGGCCACAGCAAAGAUGGAGAAUCUCCAGGAAGCAAUUUGUGCCGUCAACAGUCUACAUAGACACAAGAUAGGAAGCAAGAGAAUCCAGGUGUCCUUGGCCACCGGGGUAGCUAAUAAAUCCCUCUCCCUGCUAAGCUUUGGAACAAUUGCCAUCCUGCAAGAUGCGCCUGCUUGCUGCUUACCUUUGUUUAAAUUUACAGAAAUCUAUGAGAAAAAGUUUGGACACAAGCUGAUUGUGUCAGAUCUGUACAGAUUAGCAGAUACUGUUACCAUCCGUGACCAAGGAAAUGGUAAAUUGGUCUGUCUUCUACCAAGCUUUCAGGCAAGGCAAAGUCCAUUAGGGUCUUCUCAGUCACACGAUGGCUCCUCCACAACCGGUAGUCCUGUGGUAUUCGAAGAGCUGGAGUAUCAUGAUCCCGUCUGCAGACUGCACUGCACCAAUAAGAAACUCUGCAGGCAUGAUUUUGAUCCAGACUCUUACAUAAUCCCGUAUGUCGUCCAGUCUUUAAAAAUCUUUGCUCCUCAAGUUCACAGCCUCCUGCAGUCUCAUGAGGGCACAGUUCCCCUAAUAAGUUUUCUUGACUGCUAUGCUGCAGAGUUCAGUGCAAUGCAUAUAGUAGAGGAAGGACAGGGAGGAGUGCCGCUGGAACAUCUCAUCACUUGUGUGCCAGGGGUUAAUAUUGCAACUGCACAAAAUGGCAUAAAGGUUGUCAAGUGGAUACACAACAAGCCGCCACCUCCAAAUUCUGAUCCCUGGAUGUUGCGGUCCAAAAGUCCUGUUGGCAAUCCUCAGCUGAUACAGUUCAGCCGAGAGGUCAUUGAUCUAUUAAAGAAUCAACCGUUUUGCAUAAUGCCAGUCUCAAAAUUUAUCCCAACAUAUCAUCAUCAUUUUGCAAAGCAGUGCAGAGUGUCCGACUAUGGCUACUCUAAACUGAUGGAACUUUUAGAGGCCGUGCCACAUGUUCUACAGAUCCUCGGUAUGGGCUCAAAACGCUUCUUGACUCUAACUCACAGAGCGCAGGUGAAGCGAUUUACCCAAGAUCUUUUAAAGCUCCUGAAGUCUCAGGCCAGUAAACAGGUCAUUGUAAGAGAGUUCUUACAAGCUUAUCAUUGGUGCUUUUCAAGAGACUGGGAUGUCACAGAAUAUGGAGUAUGCGAGUUGGUUGACAUAGUAUCAGAGAUACCUGAUACCACAAUAUGCGUUACUCAGCAAGAAAAUGAGAUUGUGAUCUCAAUUCCUAAACGAGAACGUACCCCAGAAGAGAUCGAAAGGACAAAGCAGUUUUCUAAGGAAGUGGUGGACUUGUUGCGUCACCAGCCUCAUUUCAGAAUGCCAUUUAAUAAGUUUAUUCCAUCCUAUCACCACCAUUUCGGCAGGCAGUGUAAACUUACGUAUUACGGGUUUACCAAACUGAUUGACCUCUUUGAAGCCAUACCAGAAGUAUUACAGGUUUUAGAAUGUGGUGAGGAAAAAAUGUUGACCCUGACAGAAAUGGAGCGUAUUAAAGCUUUAGCUUCCCAGCUUGUAAAACUUCUACGCUCUCAGAAAGACUCCUCCUUAAUGAUGCCUGACUUGCUUACUGAAUAUAGCAAGACGUUUGGCUACAGCCUGAGGCUCCACGACUAUGACGUCAGCUCUGUACCAGCACUGAUGCAGAAACUAUGCCAUGUUGUUAAGAUUAUAGACACUGUCUCGGGGAAGCAGAUCCAGCUGAUCAACCGAAAGUCACUGCGUUCCCUAACUGCACAGCUCCUAAUUCUGCUCAUGUCAUGGGAUGAGUUGUCUCUACUCGCCGUCAAUCAGCUACGGCAGAUAUACAAAAGUAUCCAUGGAGUUCCACUUAAUCCAUGUGAAUAUGGAUUUGUGUCCUUGACUGAAUUACUAAAAAGCCUUCCCUACUUGGUUGAGGUGCUUACAAAUGACAUGAACGAAGACUGCCUGCAGCUGACAUCCCUGUAUUUGUUUGCAAAAAAUGUCCGUUCGUUGCUGCAUACUUACCACUACCAGCAGAUCUUCCUACAUGAAUUCUCAACUGCUUAUAGCAAGUAUGUUGGAGAAGGGCUGCAACCCAAGCAAUAUGGCUUCAACAGCCUGGAAGAGCUAUUGGGAGCAAUUCCACAGGUGGUUUGGAUUAAGGGGCAUGGACAUAAAAGGAUUGUAGUGCUGAAGAAUGACAUGAAGGUUUGUCAUCAGGCAGAAAAAGAACUCCUGUGCCUCUCUUCACCCGUCGAUCUCUUGUGUGGCCCUGUUCCUUCAUGCCUUCCAUCUCCACAAUUGCAUCCUGAAUCAGUUGUUCAGGAGUUUGGUGACCUCAUACAAUUUGAAGAACAUUUCUCUGGCUUGGUGAAUGACAGAUCUCAGAACACACCGUCUUACUACUUGCUGUCGGACGAGAAUGCACCUUCUAAUGGUGUAGAAGAGGCAGCAGAGUCCUCUGUCCCUGACCAGACAGAGUCCAGGUUUUCAAAGGAAAUGCUGGAAAGCCCAGUCAAGAAACAGAGUCGCAACAGAGUCAGGCUGGCUGCAAACUUCUCAUUCGCACCUGUUACAAAAUUGUAAGAUUUCAUUUCUUCACGCCUGCACUAGGACACACAGGGUUCCAGCUUAUCUGUAUUCUUUACCAAGCCGUGAGCCUGCAGCACGCUUGGUCCUAUACCUUUAUCUUCUGCUUUAAAAGCUUUUAUUUUUUUGAGCAUUGAUGGCGAUUUUGAGACCUUGUUGUAUAGGUUUCAGUAUAUCAAUGGUGGAAAACGUUGUGUGCAAAACCAGUUAAUUCACUUUUAUUUCAUCAAGGCCUCUCCAUAAAUAUAACCCCACAUCUCGGUGUGACUUUGUCUGGUAGACUGUUUACAUCCAUUUCUUCAAGCAGUAUUAUUCUUAAGGCAUGGUCGGUCAGCUCGCUGUCAGAUCUACUUUUAACCCUUAACUAUUUCAAAGGCUCCACCUUCUGCGCCCCUUGUGAAGACAAUCUUGCACAUUGGCUUUCCCCUUUUCCAUAUUGGCACUCAAAGAACAAGAUACUUAUUUGGGGAUGUAGGGAUUGACUGUUCAUGCAGCAAACUUUUAGGAAAUAAAUUCUGCUAAUUUUAUUUCUUUUUAUGUCAAGGGCUGUUUCAGGUGACUUGUGAGGACUGCGUGAAUAUAUUUUUUGGAAGUUGUUAUACAAUGUAAAAAAAAAAAAGUGACUUCAUUUUGUUUCUGUUUUGCACUGAAGAACUCCGAUACCCAGCCAUAUGAUCCAGCAUGCCUUUAUUUCUUGUGUGAUCCACAGAUGAGUUUCAAAAAGUCAGAUGUGCUUUCAGUUGUUUCGCAUUGUCUGGUGGAAAAUGUCAUCUUGACCGUGUCUUGGGAAAGAUGUAAAGUUGUGUGCAAAUAGGUUUCUGAUUUCUUUUUACAUUACUAUGCAUCAAGUGCAUAAAUCAUGGAUGACGGAGCAGUUGCAGAUGUAGCACAGUCAACUUCAGUAGAUAUUGCCAUUUCCACUGAAACGGAAGGGGUUGCCUACAAGUGGAGAUGUCAAGGUUUUCUGGGUGAACCUUGAUUUUGGCUUAAGAUUUCUUUUAAGACUUGGCAGACGAGGGGCAGUGAUGGUUUGAUGGGAUGGCAUAUUUGUCUUUUUAACUGUCUGUAGAUGUUUUUAUUCAUAUCGACUGGGUUUUUGGAAACCUUUUUUGUGAGUUUAGGAGAACUUGCAGGAUGGUUUGUUUUUUUGAGAAAGGCCACACUUUCAGUAAAGCAGGUGGACUUUGUUUGACUGCAUAGUGUCAGAAGGCCUCGGAUUCCUUCUAGGCUAGCCUGGCUUUUACAAUGGGUUGUAUUUGCCAGGCGAGAAAUUGUUCCUUUGUAGAACCUUCUACUAAAAGGUUCUACUCUUGUUUUUUGUGUUGGGAUCUUUGCAAUACGGUUUGAAGAGAGAAGGAAGGGUCCAUAGCCAUCUCAAACUCAAGUACUUUUACGGAAUGGCUAUUAAGUUGUUUUACCUUCUAUAUUUUGCACAAGGAUCUUUUAAUUGUGGCCACUUCCAGCUGAAAGUUGUAGCUACUGUGUAGGUCGAAGCAUUGAGUGUAUGUGUCUGUGUUUUCAUAUUUGUUUCCUUCUGCACUUCUAAGCUCGAGUCCCUGCUAAAGACAGUUCCUCUAGUAAUGAUGACGGGUUCAGAUAUGAAGUCCAGAACAAAUUAUUUUUUUUUUUAAAGGCCGCUUUUAAAUAAAGUUCAGUGUAACCUUAUGCAUGAAUUCUGAUCAUAUGGUGGGCAUAAGACUAUGUAUUCAAGCGUUUAUGGUUUCAUAGCAUGUAACUACAAGUCACCUGAAACACUCCUAUUACAACAUAGUUCUGCAGAGUGAUCAAAAAGCUCCUUGCAGCAUAAGAGUCAAAUUAUACUUGGGAUAACGGCUAUGGAUUUUAGUUUCCCUCUACGUGUGGCCAUCUCCUUUGGGAAAAAUAAAUCGACUUUGAUAUGGAUGUAACUUGCGUCCUGCUAUAAAAUGGACAAUGUCUAGUACUUAAGUUUUUCAAAUCUGUUUAAAAGAAUUCGGGAUGAGGCUGGUUUAGUACUUUAUUUGGAAGAAUAAAUGUUUAAUUUGUAACUAAAAUAAAGAAUAACCACUUUGUGGAGGCUUUUGAAGCGGUCUGGGCUUAAAAUUAUGCACUGUCUUAUUUUUUAUUUUAUUUUUUACUUUUUCUUUCUGUCUUUUUUCCCCCCUCAAUUUUAAGUCUCAAUACGUCAUUUUUGUGUUUUGGGACCAAAUUCUUGUGUGUCAAUAAACUAUUUG
Molecule: messenger RNA, 7408 nt
Organism: Bufo bufo (common toad)
Lineage: Eukaryota; Metazoa; Chordata; Amphibia; Anura; Bufonidae
Gene: MARF1
Product: meiosis regulator and mRNA stability factor 1
Exons: 26
Coding region: 150-5192 (1680 amino acids)
Biological process (GO): post-transcriptional gene silencing
Cellular component (GO): cytoplasm; peroxisome
Molecular function (GO): RNA nuclease activity; CCR4-NOT complex binding; mRNA base-pairing post-transcriptional repressor activity
Source: RefSeq, a predicted model, not a curated record